AUGGCCAGCCAGGGUGUCAACGUCUUCCGCUACUCGGCUCUCGUCGCCGGUAUCGUCUACGGUGUCUACCACCAGUCUUCGCUCAACUCCAUCGCGAAGCGCACAGAGAUCGAGCAUGAGUACGCACGCAAGGAGCGCCUGAUCGAGCAGGCUAAGGCCGAGUGGAAGAAGAAGACCCAGCCCCAGGAGGUUCCGCAACAAUCUACCGGCCGUAUGUACCAUCCCAAUAUGUUCAAUGGCACUGUUGCAUCGUCUUCCGAAGAAGCCGCGGUGUAUUCUCUUUAUUCAGUGCUAAUCACUUUCUCUCCUACAGUCAUCACCGACCCCGAGAACCCCAAGUUCGACCUCGAAGCCUUCCUGAAGGCCCAGGCCUAA
Messenger RNA from Penicillium maclennaniae, 375 nucleotides. Its product is annotated as ATP synthase subunit e. The transcript is spliced from 2 exons. The record is from RefSeq and is a predicted model, not a curated record. Gene Ontology annotation, biological process: proton motive force-driven ATP synthesis. The coding region runs from base 1 to 375 and encodes 124 amino acids. Lineage: Eukaryota; Fungi; Ascomycota; Eurotiomycetes; Eurotiales; Aspergillaceae. Gene Ontology annotation, molecular function: proton transmembrane transporter activity.